AUGAUGCCCGCGGCAGCCACCGACAAGGUGUGGGCGAUGAACGCCCAGACCGUGCCGCCGGGUUAUGGAACCGGGCACCUCGCGGCUUGGCUGCGGAGCAAGGAGGGCAAGGACAAGGAUCUGCUGGACCUGGACUCCGACUCGCCCUCGGGCGUCGCCGUUGGCGACUGGUUCACCAAGCACGUGGACGUCAUCGGGGCCCCCCGAGAGGAGAGGGCGCCGGACGUGUCCGCGAGGCACUGGCGCGCGCAGGCGGAGGAGCAGCUGGCCGAGCACGCGAGGUCCCCCAGCUCCUCCUCCUGGGCGCUCUCGGAUGGCCCGCGGAGGCGGUGCAGCGAGCCCCACGAGCCCCUCCCGUUCCAGAUCGGGCACGCCGCUUCGGCGGGCCAGCUGCUGGGCAGCACGGCGACCGGGCGGGCGGGCGGCCCGCCGCAGGAGCGGCGGAGCAGGCCGGCGCCGCGCUCUGCGUGCUGCUCGGGGGGCUGCCUGCGCGCGUUCGGGCGACUCUUCGGCUCCUCCGGGCACGGCUCGGCGACUCCCAGCCAGAGCGCCCCGAAGUUCAGCGACCCGCAGAGUGCGCUGAUCAUAUUCGACUGGGACGACACGCUCCUGCCCACGACGCUGCUCUCGAGGUACUGGAACGACGAUAUGUCUCUCAGCGCGGACUUCCCCGACGCCGACGCGCUGACCGCCCACGCGCACCUCGUCGGCUUCGUGCUGCGCACCGCGCGCCGCAUCGCGCGCGUGGCCAUCGUCACGAACUCCAUGAGCCCCUGGGUGCUCUCCUCCGGGCAGCGGUUCCUGCCCGGCCUGGACGUGGAGGCCCUCCUGAAGGAGCUCGAGAUACCUGUUUACUACGCGCGCAGGCACGUCGAAAGUAUCCUCCCCGAGGUGAGAAAGACGGGGGAGUUCUCUUACGAGGUCGAGAUCGACCGCCGCCAGGGUGGCCGCGUGGGUGUUGACAUCACGACAGAGCGCGGCAAUCCAGACGGCCCGCUGACCAUCACCAGGUUGGAGGAUGGCGGUCUGAUGGCCGAGUGGAACGCGGCGCACCGCCAGAGCGAGUUGCAGGUCCGGCCCAUGGACCGCAUCGAGACGGUCAACGGCUUCAGGGACCAGCUGAAGCAGCGGUGCAGGCAGGCCGAGCUCCUCCGUCUGUCCAUGGUGCGCGAUCUCCUGGAGCCCGACGCGUUCGUGGAGGCCAAGCGGAGAGACAUGGACGCAUGCCUCGAGCUGUUCUACCCGUCCUGCGCCUGGCACAGGAACGUCGUCUCGAUAGGCGACUCGGUGGCCGAGCAGCAGGCGCUGAAGCAGGCGCUGCACCAGUGCAGCUCCGAGCCGCGCGCCACGCCCGAGGGGGCCACGGGGCCCCGGCCGCUCUGCAAGACGGUGAACCUGCUCGACAGGCCCACGCUCGAGCAGCUCAGCUCGGAGCUGCGCCUGCUAAUGGUCUGGCUCGGGCAUAUCGUCGACUACGGCGAGGACUUCGACCUCAGGAUAGGGAUGGACGGGCUUGACAGCCUCGAGAGGGUCCUGCUGAAGACAUGA
Messenger RNA from Prorocentrum cordatum, 1548 nucleotides. Lineage: Eukaryota; Dinophyceae; Prorocentrales; Prorocentraceae. The record is from the annotation of a GenBank genome assembly.